Trypanosoma brucei brucei TREU927 is the source of this 357-nucleotide messenger RNA. RefSeq lists its product as hypothetical. Bases 1 to 357 code for a protein of 118 amino acids. NCBI's taxonomy places the organism in Eukaryota, Euglenozoa, Kinetoplastea, Trypanosomatida, Trypanosomatidae. The record is from RefSeq and is a predicted model, not a curated record. The transcript has a single exon.
AUGCCCCGUGGCGGCACUGACUAUCUCGAGGCACUGUCAGUACCGAAACAUGAUGUGACGGGAGUAAAGGGGGAAGGUGUUCCACUCCGGAAGCGGUUACAACCCGUUCAGGUUACAGGGUAUGACUCCACAGCCAAGAUAGGGAGGAGUACCAGGCGUCAGGAACUGCGGGCAGCACUUCUUGAGGAGGAGCUGAGGGGAGGGGGUCUGUGUGGUGGCUGCCGUAGGGUGGCGCUGUGCGUUUCUGUUUUCGCACUUUUGGCGGUGCUUGCAGUGGCAGCAAUGAUGUACUUUCCACAAGGCAGAGAAAUUCUUUUACCCCUACUGAGUCAGUUACGGGGCUAUCUGGGGGUAUAG